Messenger RNA from Glarea lozoyensis ATCC 20868, 783 nucleotides. Its product is annotated as Chromo. Gene Ontology annotation, biological process: negative regulation of transcription by RNA polymerase II; chromatin organization. The transcript is spliced from 4 exons. Bases 1 to 783 code for a protein of 260 amino acids. Gene Ontology annotation, cellular component: nucleus; pericentric heterochromatin. The record is from RefSeq and is a predicted model, not a curated record. Lineage: Eukaryota; Fungi; Ascomycota; Leotiomycetes; Helotiales; Helotiaceae. Gene Ontology annotation, molecular function: chromatin binding.
AUGCCUCCUCAAAUUUCCGAUGAUGAAGGCUCCGAGGAUAGCGAAGGUCUCGGAGUUCCAAUUAGACAGGGAGUUCCAAUUAGACAGGAGAAGGUAGAAACCCUCAAACCGAAUGGAAAAGGAAAGGGCAAGGCAAAAGCUGCCAAAGAGGAGGAAGAGAAAUUGGAAGUCGAAUCUGUCGCAAAUGAAGAUGAGGAAGACGAUGAUGAAGACAUGGACGAGGAUGAAUAUAUCGUUGAAAAGAUCUUAAAUCAUCUUGUUGAUGAUGAGGACGGAACUAUCAAGUACGAGGUCAAAUGGGCAGGAUUCGAGAAGAAAUCGGAUAGAACAUGGGAGCCAGAAGAGAACUUGAUAACCGCACCUGAGGUUCUCACCGCGUACCUCUCAAAGGUUGGAGGCAAAGAGGCUAUCAUAGCAGAUUGGGAGGAAAAGAAAACAUCUGAACCAAAAGGACGUAAACGAGGUCGAUCUAGCGUUGGUGCAAAUGGCGGCGGCACAGCAGCAAAGAGAGGGCGCAAAAGUCACCCAGCGUCUUCUACACCCCCUGCCAGUGUCAAACAAGAGUUUAAGCCUCCUACCGGAAGCUGGGAAGAAGAUGUGAUUGCGAUUGAUGCUUGCGAAGGAGCCAAAGGGGAUGUUCUUGUCUACUUAACAUGGAAGGGUCAACACAAAACGCAACACCCUCUUUCGCAGGUAUAUAAACGUUGUCCACAGAGGAUGCUCAAAUUCUACGAAAGCCACCUUGUAUUUAAGAAGACCGAGCCGUCUGAACAAGAAGAAUAA